Dama dama (fallow deer) is the source of this 261-nucleotide messenger RNA. RefSeq names its product NACHT, LRR and PYD domains-containing protein 2-like. The transcript has 2 exons. NCBI's taxonomy places the organism in Eukaryota, Metazoa, Chordata, Mammalia, Artiodactyla, Cervidae. The coding region runs from base 1 to 261 and encodes 86 amino acids. The record is from RefSeq and is a predicted model, not a curated record.
AUGCAGGUGGCGCCUUCUGCCGAGCUGGGUUUUCAUCUGCAGCCUCUACUAGAGGAGCUCGGCCAGGAUGAGUUGAGCAAAUUCAAAUAUCUUCUGAGGGACCAUUCCCUGAAAGAGGAGUUACAGCACCUCCUGCAGACGGAGGUGGAGGAGGCCGGCAGGAAGCAGCUGGCCGACCUCCUCACUGCCCACUGCCCCAGCUACUGGGUAGAGAAGGUGACCAUCCAGGUCUUUUUUUUUUUUUUUAUAAUUAGACGAUAA